Rhipicephalus sanguineus (brown dog tick) is the source of this 3454-nucleotide messenger RNA. RefSeq names its product aarF domain-containing protein kinase 1-like. Gene Ontology annotation, biological process: mitochondrion organization; lipid homeostasis. The record is from RefSeq and is a predicted model, not a curated record. Lineage: Eukaryota; Metazoa; Arthropoda; Arachnida; Ixodida; Ixodidae. Gene Ontology annotation, cellular component: mitochondrial inner membrane. The transcript has 10 exons. Bases 28 to 1578 code for a protein of 516 amino acids.
UGUCACCAUUUGCAGCGGGAUCUAGCCAUGUUGCGUCGAUUCCUUCAGCUGGGUGCCCUGGCUGGCACCAGUGGUGCCACCUACCUGGCAUUGCGCAACAACCAGUGGGAUGUCUCCAACAUUGGCAUUGUGCGCUUUGGACGGGCUGCAGCCACUGUGUCCAGGAUAGCAUGCGACUACAAGUUGGCCACCCUGGGAAUGGACCAGGACUCUGAGGAGUAUGCCAAGGCACGUUCAGAGGUGCACCAGCGAUCGGCAGAGCGGCUGCUUCAGCUGUGCUGCAUCAAUGGGGGCGUCUUCAUCAAAGUGGGUCAGCAUGUGGGUGCCCUGGACUACCUGCUGCCCGAAGAGUACGUCCGCACCCUGAGGGUGCUUCACAGCAAAGCACCGGCCUCUCCGCUCCACAACAUCCUCCAGGUGCUCCGCGAGGACCUCGGGCAAGACCCGGAGGAGGUGUUCUCUUCAUUCUCCGAGCAACCAAUCGGGGCAGCGUCCCUGGCUCAGGUCCACCGUGCCACCCUGCGCACUACGGGUGAAACGGUGGCCGUCAAGGUGCAGCACCCUUCCGUGCUGGGGAACUCCCUCGUCGACAUGGCCACCAUGGAGCUGCUGGUGAACAUUGUGGCCAAGAUAUUCCCAGAGUUCUCGCUCAUGUGGCUGGCAGAGGAGACCAAGCGCAACCUCCCUCUGGAGCUGGACUUUGUCAACGAGGCACACAACACGGAGCGGGUUCGCCGCAUGUUCUCCCACUUCUCAUGGCUCGAGGUACCUGAGAUACACUGGGACCUGACCACAAGGCGUGUGAUGACCAUGCAGUUCUGCGAGGGUGGCCAGGUCAAUGACAAGGCCUACAUGGAAAAAAAUGGCAUAUCAGCCAUGGAGGUGUCCAGUCGUCUGGGCCAGCUCUACAGUGAAAUGAUCUUUGUCCAAGGUUACGUGCACUGUGACCCCCACCCAGGAAACCUGCUGGUGCGACAGGGCAGCCAGGGACCGACACUGGUGCUGCUCGACCAUGGUCUGUACACGGAGUUGACUGACCAGUUCCGACUGCAGUAUGCCCACCUGUGGCUAGCCCUGAUCCGGCGGGACCUCGAGUCUCUGCAGUACUGGGGUAACCAGCUGGGUGUGUCGGGCGACCUUUACAAGGUCCUCUCGUGCAUUGUGUCGGGCCGCUCGUGGACCUCCAUCACUCGGGGCAUCGACCGCCAGAAGCACACCAAGGCAGAGGGUUCUGAAAUCAAGGAGUUUGCGAGCCAGCACUUCCCGCUCAUCUCUCAGAUCCUGGGCAUGGUCCCUCGGCAGAUGCUGCUCAUCUUCAAGACCAACGACCUGCUGAGGGGCAUCGAGACCAGUCUAGGGACACGAGGUGCGGCCCGAUCGUUCAUCACCAUGUCUCGGUGCUGCGUGCGUGCUGUGUAUGAGGACCAGCUGAAGCAUUGUGCCAACUGGUGGUCUAAAAUGGUGGUGGUGGUGCGUGCCUGCUUCGCACAGUCGGCCAUCACGGUGUACCAGACUUACCUGUGGUUUAGGACUAGACCACUCGUUGGGAGGCUGCUCAGGUCAGGCAAUGUGGCAUGAGCGAAGGACGUGCGAGUCUGUAACUGUGGCCUGUUGUUUGGUAACACAAAUAUGGGCUUGACUGGAUUUAUCAAGACUCUCCAAUGAACACCACAAAACAAGUAUGAUGUGAUGAGGCGCAUGUUCGUAUGGUAAGACACAAAGGGAUGGGAUGUUUUCGUCUUGAGAAUCUCAUCAGAACUUUUCUUACAUUGUGGGUGCCUGUGUGACGCAGCAAGUUGAUGUGAAAUGUGAGGAGUAGGAACACGUUGAGACUGACUGCACUCGUACGUUUGACUCCAAAGUGGUGGGUGCAGUCGACUGUGGAAGGCUGUUGUGUUUUGUAGCAAAAUGCUAGGAGUUCGUUCAGCCAGCUUUUUACUUCUAGUGUACCGAAAUCUUGUCACAGUUUGCACUGAAUUGCAAGAAUGUGUGAAAUGUGCCUAUUUUAGUGCCUUUAUUGCAUGCUUCGAUGCACUAGGUGUGAAUGUUCUGAAGUAAGAUUGCGGAGGACAAAGCUGUUGAGCAAUUUUUCUGGAGCAGAAAAUGUCCGCCACAUGACGGAAAAUUUCCAUCCGUCCUGCUCUUAUCUGCUGCCAUCGGAAUGUGUUUCAUGAAUAGUGCGCAUGUAAAAUAUGUGUGCUGGUUCAAUUCAGAAUCAGUGAACUUAAGUUUAAGGAAGCAGCUCCAUGACUUCAUAUUUUUUUUCUCGGCACUGGUCUCCGGUAUCAACAUGCCAGCAUAUUUUUAGCAACUUCACCCUUUUUCUGGUGUUAUAAUACUACUUACAUGACGGGUAACAUAUAGCUCUCCAAUGACUUUUAUCUUACCUGUGAUUUAUGGUUAGACUGGGAGUGAGCACGUCACAAAGUGGAGAAACAAGGGAGGUUCUCGAAGUGGCAAGUAUUGAACGAAACAGAAAAGUAUUUAACCAUCGAAGGUGGUGUUUAUACAUUCACUGUGGCUGUGCCACCAGUCUCUUAUGGAAUUUACUCUGACAGUGCAGCUGUUGGAAGAGUUUGUGUUCACAUGUGUGUGAAAAGUUGAGACAGGUGAGGAAAUAUAUGGUUUCUCAGUUUUUAGUGCCAGCGUUGUAGAGCCAUGAAACAUGACAUGAAGAGAACACGCAAAUCUGCAUGCCCCAUUCGUGGGUCUCGACACACAGGAAUUGACAAUCCCUAAGAGCGGAGCAGUAUUUGUCCAACAGGUGCCGUCCUUUGUGGAAGUAGGGAUGGAGUGAUGUCGUCAUCCUAUAGCGCAACUUCGUUAUGGCAAAGUCACAUGGGACUUUAUAAAAACGACCCACUUUGAUAGCUUAGCAUGCACUUAAGGUGUUGCGCUGUUGAUCUUGAGGACAUGUAUUCAAUUUCUGGUCAUGGUGUCUGCAUUUCGAUGGAAGUGAAAUGCAAAUGCACCCAUGCACUUAAAUUUACGUUACAUGUCAAAGAAUCCCGGGUGAUUGAAACUAAUUGGGAGUCCUCUUGUGACUGUAUAGUCUACGAGAAAGCAGAGCAUGAGUCAUUUUUCUUCAUAAAAGUUGUCCAGUGCAUGAAUAAAAACAUACAUCACUGACUAGUCCCGCAAUGUGUUUGUAAAAUGAACGAGUUCACGGCGAUCGAAAACAGUUUCAGUUUGGCAUGUUGUUUUAGAGGGACACUGAAGAACUAAUCUUGUCAUAUUAGUAAAUACCUUUUCGUAAUGGUAAAAGCACCACUCUUGCCGCGGGAAGAUGCCUUGUAAGCGAACAAAAAGUGCAAAAAGAAAAUGUAGUUAAGUUUUUGCACAAAGUGCUGUGACUUCACAGAUUUUCAUGUCGUCUGCUAGGGUGCUUAAUACCUGGUGCUUAAUCGCUAAAAAUCAAGUGCAUUGCCUUACAAAGAGACCACAGACCUAAUAU